Messenger RNA from Eurypyga helias (sunbittern), 1362 nucleotides. It is a transcript of the gene NOX1, whose product is annotated as NADPH oxidase 1. Gene Ontology annotation, cellular component: plasma membrane; NADPH oxidase complex. NCBI's taxonomy places the organism in Eukaryota, Metazoa, Chordata, Aves, Eurypygiformes, Eurypygidae. The record is from RefSeq and is a predicted model, not a curated record. Gene Ontology annotation, molecular function: superoxide-generating NAD(P)H oxidase activity. Gene Ontology annotation, biological process: superoxide anion generation; defense response.
GUGGCCUGGCUGGGCAUCAACAUCUUCCUCUUCACGUACUACUUUCUGCUCUUUGACCGGGAUGAGCGGUACUUCUACACCAGGGCCAUCCUCGGGUCCGCCUUGGCGUGGGCACGAGCAUCAGCCAAGUGCCUCAACUUCAACAGCAUGCUGAUCCUGCUGCCCAUCUGCCGCAACCUCCUCUCCUUCCUCCGCGGGACCUGCUCGUGCUGCAGGCGGACGCUGCGGAAGCAGCUGGACCACAAACUCACCUUCCACAAACACAACCUCACCUUCCACAAGCUGGUGGCCUACGCGCUGGCCCUGUUCACAGCUGUGCACACCAUUGCCCACCUCUUCAACCUGGAGCGCUACAACCACAGCCAGCAAGCCACCGACGGCAGCCUGGCCGCCGUCCUCUCCAAGAUGCACCUGCAGGGCAGCGACAAGUGGCUCAACCCCAUCCACUCCAACCAGACGACCGUCGAGUACGUCACCUUCACCACCAUCCCGGGGCUGACGGGGGUCAUCAUCACGCUGGCGCUCAUCCUCAUGGUCACAUCCUCCACUGAGUUCAUCCGCAGGAACUACUUUGAGGUCUUUUGGUACACGCACCACCUCUUCCUCAUCUACUUCCUCGGCCUCAUCAUCCAUGGCAUCGCCGGACUGGUGCGCGGACAGACGGAGGAGAGCAUGGAGGAGGUGCCCCCCCAUCGCUGUGCCCACUAUCUCACGCACAGGGACGAGGCCUGCAGCCACGGCUGCUGCAAAGACCCCGAGUUCGGGAGCAUCCCCGCUGAGUCCUGGAAGUGGGUUCUGGCCCCCGUCCUCCUCUAUGUCUUUGAGCGGAUCCUGCGGGUCUGGCGUGCGCAGCAGAAGGUGGUUGUCACCAAGGUGGUCAUGCACCCUGCCCGCGUGCUGGAGCUGCAGAUGCAGAAGAAGGGCUUCCGCAUGGAGGUGGGGCAGUACAUCUUCCUCAACUGCCCCGCCAUCUCCCUGCUGGAGUGGCACCCCUUCACCCUCACCUCGGCACCCGAGGAGGACUUCUUCUCCGUCCACAUCCGAGCGGCCGGCGACUGGACAGAGCAUCUCAUCGACACCUUCCAGCAGCAGAAUCCGGAGAUGCCCAGGAUCGAGGUGGAUGGCCCCUUCGGCACAGCCAGCGAAGACGUGUUCCAGUACGAGGUGGCCAUGCUGGUGGGAGCAGGCAUCGGCGUCACCCCAUUCGCCUCCAUCCUGAAAUCCAUCUGGUACAGGUUCCAGCAGGCUGACCAGACCCUGAAGACCAAGAAGAUCUACUUCUACUGGCUCUGCCGGGACACGGGAGCCUUCGCCUGGUUCAACGACCUGCUUGCCUCGCUGGAGCAGAAGAUGGCUGAGUCG